This is a messenger RNA of Podarcis raffonei (Aeolian wall lizard), 1175 nucleotides long. Its product is annotated as histone H2B 1/2/3/4/6-like. Lineage: Eukaryota; Metazoa; Chordata; Lepidosauria; Squamata; Lacertidae. Gene Ontology annotation, cellular component: nucleosome. The transcript has a single exon. The record is from RefSeq and is a predicted model, not a curated record. Bases 711 to 1091 code for a protein of 126 amino acids. Gene Ontology annotation, molecular function: structural constituent of chromatin; DNA binding; protein heterodimerization activity.
ACAGCAAAAACUUCAUAAAAUACAGUACUAGGAAAUUGACAGUUCAGCAAACUGAACCAAAGGCCAAAAAAUAUCUGCCGAAACCCGGGAUCGAACCAGGGACCUUUAGAUCUUCAGUCUAACGCUCUCCCAACUGAGCUAUUUCGGCUCUAUAUUGGAGCUUAACCUCAGAACAUCUGAGCCUUUUUUCUUAUUUUAAUCUCAAGUAUUCUUCUUCCUUCUGGGGGUCGUGUGGGUGUAGUGCAAGCUCUUACUAGGGUAUGAAACCUACACUUCGAUUAGUCAACUUUUAACAGCACUUUGCCAAUUUACAGUUUUGUCGCGGGACCCGUAUAUACAACAGGGCAGAAAGUUCCCUUGAGAAUGAGAAGAGAUCGGGGUCUGAUAGUAAGUGCCACUGUACCAAAGAAGCGGGAAACGGGAUUGGCCUGCUAUCAAAAUGGUGCCGCCUCCAGCCAAUGAGAAUUAACUGUUGUUAAAAAAAGCCAAUAAGAAAAGUUUCUUUAAAACACCCAAUUGCAGCGCGAGAUUUGAAAUGCAUGGGCUCUCUUCCAAUAGCGUAAGGGUGGCGUACUUCUCGUCCAAUGGUAACUAAGAUCUUUUGAAACUCCAUUUGCAUUAUCCAGCCUAUAAAUAUAGGGGCGGCGAAUCUCGCCCCAUCAUUCUUUCACUGUUUGUGCUCUUUGGUAGUUGUGACCUGAUUGUUGAAGAUGCCUGAGCCGGCCAAGUCCGCUCCCGCCGCCAAGAAGGGCUCCAAAAAGGCCAUCACCAAGACGCAGAAGAAGGGCGACAAGAAGCGCAAGAAGAGCCGCAAGGAGAGCUACUCCAUCUACGUCUACAAGGUGCUCAAGCAGGUCCACCCGGACACGGGCAUCUCGUCCAAGGCCAUGAGCAUCAUGAACUCCUUCGUCAACGACAUCUUCGAGCGCAUCGCGGCCGAGGCUUCCCGCCUGGCGCACUACAACAAGCGCUCCACCAUCACCUCCCGGGAGAUCCAGACCGCCGUCCGACUCCUGCUGCCCGGAGAGCUGGCCAAGCACGCCGUCUCCGAGGGCACCAAGGCUGUCACCAAGUACACCAGCUCCAAGUGAGCUGGGCGCCCAUUUUUCGGUUGCCUGGGAAAGUGCCACAGAAACCCAAAGGCUCUUUUAAGAGCCACCCACUUUCUCAUUUGA